Molecule: messenger RNA, 684 nt
Organism: Phyllostomus discolor (pale spear-nosed bat)
Lineage: Eukaryota; Metazoa; Chordata; Mammalia; Chiroptera; Phyllostomidae
Gene: ADM2
Product: adrenomedullin 2
Exons: 2
Coding region: 84-650 (188 amino acids)
Biological process (GO): regulation of systemic arterial blood pressure; positive regulation of heart rate; adenylate cyclase-activating G protein-coupled receptor signaling pathway
Source: RefSeq, a predicted model, not a curated record
UAGGGAGCCCUGGCUCAGCCCGCCUAGUUGCCACCUCCUCCUGGAAAGGCUAUUUAGCUCUGCAGGUGCCGAGGCUCCGUCCCAUGCACGGCGGACAGACACAGGUGCCAGCCUGCCUGCCCCCACGUGGAGGGGUCCCCACGGAAGGGUGGCUCCCGGCCAGCCCCCACCCCAACUCUGCACCCUCCGGCUUGCUGGCCUCCAGCCCCGCGGCCAUGGCCCAGCUCCUGCUGGUUACCCUCGGUUGCAUCAGCCUGCUCUACCUGCAGCUCCCCGAUGCGCUGUCUGGCUGCCAGGGCAGGAGCCCGCGGCCCGCCCAGCCCAGGGAGCCUCCCGCCCAGACGCCCUCCAGCAGGCUGCAGCCCCAGCACCCCGCACCGUGGCCUGAGACCUGGAAGCCACGCCAGGCCCCGCGCCUGCAGCCACAGAGGAGUGCCAGCCUGUCCCCUGCUGCGGGCCAGCCUCUCCGGAAGGGUCCCCGCCGACUCUCGGGCCCCCCGAGGCGCAGAGCCCCACUCCUGCGGGUGGGCUGUGUGCUGGUCACCUGCCAAGUGCAGAACCUCAGCCACCGCCUGUGGCAGCUGGUCGCCUCGGCCGGCCCCCGGGACUCGGCUCCCGUUGACCCCCGCAGCCCCCGAAGCUAUGGCUGAGGCGGUGCAGGCCAGCCCCCACCCGUCCCAGCCA